UCACUGUUUUGGUCUCCAGGCCAGUAGAUGGCAGUAAGAUGCUGGGAAGGCAAAAAGCUCCAUUCUACACAGGCAGAUUUACAGACUACAGGCGCUAGGAGCUGCAGAAGCGUUUAUCUACAGAUUAUAAACGUGAUUUAAGGAUUAAAAUGUUUUUUAUUCACAUUGUUUAAGCUCGUUUGAGGAGUCAGAUGAAAGGCACAGUUAGUAAAUCGCGCUGCAGGUUUUCAAGGCUGCUGUGAUCAUUAUAUUUAUUUACAAUGGCUGGGAUGUUUUUAAACACAGUGAUCUUUACAUGUCUGUGGACUCUGUGCUGCUGUUCAACAGCUGAUGACAGUAUGGUGUUGAUUCCGGGUGGAAAUUUGAAGAUGGGCACGAAUGCUGCUGAUGGCCGAGACGGAGAAUCGCCUUUAAGAUCUGUGAAAGUUGCCUCGUUUAAGAUGGACAAAUAUCCUGUAACUAACUCUGAUUUCAGGGAAUUUGUCAGGUUGAAUAAAUAUAAGACAGAGGCUGAGACAUUCGGCUGGAGUUUUGUGUUCCAGGACUUUGUAUCGGAUGAUCUGAAAAGCAAGAUCACUCAGAAAAUUGAGUCCGCACCCUGGUGGUUGCCAGUUGAGAAGGUGUUUUGGAGACAGCCCACUGGGCCAGGUUCUGGCAUCAAAGAUCGGCUUAACUUCCCUGUGGUCCAGGUAAGCUGGAAUGAUGCACAGGCAUAUUGUAAGUGGAAGAAGAAGAGGCUGCCCACAGAGGAAGAAUGGGAAAUAGCUGCUCGUGGGGGACUUGACGGAAGGACAUACCCAUGGGGGAACAAGUUACUGCCAAAUCGCACCAACUUGUGGCAGGGGACAUUUCCAGAUGGUGACACAGCUGAGGACGGAUAUCAUGGCGUAGCUCCUGUAACUGCGUUUCCAUCACAGAAUAAUUACGGAUUGUAUGACAUGCUGGGUAAUGUGUGGGAGUGGACCUCCACACCUUUUCCUUCUGCUCAGACCAUGUAUGUCCUGCGUGGUGCAUCCUGGAUAGAUACAGCUGAUGGAUCAGCCAAUCACAGGGCACGUGUCACCACCCGAAUGGGGAACACACCAGAUUCAGCUUCAGACAACCUGGGCUUUCGCUGUGCUUCAGACCACGGCUCCAAACAAAAGAAGAACAAGGGGAAAAGUGAGCUGUGAGGAUCAGAUCAUUCUAUGUGAUUUCAGAUAUGUGCCAUGCCUUUAAUAAUGCAUCUCUCCCGUGGAGACCAGGAUUAUACAUAUAUGUUUACAGGAAUUAUUUCUACUUAACACUGUAAAAAUAAAAAUCAUUUUUAACAUA
Astyanax mexicanus (Mexican tetra) is the source of this 1314-nucleotide messenger RNA. RefSeq names its product sulfatase modifying factor 2 (gene sumf2). Bases 261 to 1172 code for a protein of 303 amino acids. The transcript has 9 exons. The record is from RefSeq and is a predicted model, not a curated record. Gene Ontology annotation, cellular component: endoplasmic reticulum. Lineage: Eukaryota; Metazoa; Chordata; Actinopteri; Characiformes; Acestrorhamphidae.